Molecule: messenger RNA, 2122 nt
Organism: Pipistrellus kuhlii (Kuhl's pipistrelle)
Lineage: Eukaryota; Metazoa; Chordata; Mammalia; Chiroptera; Vespertilionidae
Gene: TAF1D
Product: TATA-box binding protein associated factor, RNA polymerase I subunit D
Exons: 9
Coding region: 235-1011 (258 amino acids)
Biological process (GO): regulation of DNA-templated transcription
Cellular component (GO): nucleus; nucleoplasm; RNA polymerase transcription factor SL1 complex
Source: RefSeq, a predicted model, not a curated record
UUUCCCUCCGCGCACUGGGCGGAGGCCGGUGUUUGCUUCGUGCGGCGCCGCUGGGAUUGGGCGGUUCCUGGGCGCCGGCUUCCCGGGCCCGGGCUGCGGGUGGCGAGUUCGCCGCGGAGGCCCUUACCGAGCCGGCGCUGGGUGGUGCGAGCCGUCCGCUGACUUACCCGGAAAUUUGGUGAAAGCAAAGAAGUGAGGAAUAACAAUUUCGAGACAGACUGGAAGAUAGCAGGAAUGGAUUCUCCGGACUACAUAACAGUAUCUGAUUCAGUUUUGGAAAUUGAAAAUCAAAAUGAUAGCUCUUCCUCUGGUAGCAGCUUAUUUAAAACUCAAUGUGUUCCUUCCUCACCUAAACGGAGGCGAAGAAAUCCUCUUAGGAAAUGUGUUCAAUCACUUGAAAGUGUCCAAGCAAGAGAUUCAUCCAGUGACUCAUCUAUAGAACCAAGACCAUUGACUUUAAAAGCUAUUUUUGAAAGAUUCAAGAAAAAGAAACCAAAGAAACGUAAAAAGAGGAAAUACAAGCCAACAGGAAGACCAAAGGAAAGACCGAAAGGAAGGAAAAACAGUAGGUCACAAAUAAGUAAGAAACAGCUUAGAGUUAAAAGACCUCAGUUCCCAUUUGUAGAGUCAGAGAACGGAAGUAAACCGUUACCUUGGAGAAAAAUUUUAACAUUUGAGCAAGCAGUGGCAAGAGGAUUUUUCAACUACCUUGAGAAACUGAAGUAUGAAUACCACCUCAAGGAAUCCUUAAAUCAGAUGAAUGUUGGUGAAGAUUUAGAAAAAGAAGACCUUGAUAGUCGUAGAUAUAAAUACUUGGAUGAUGAUGGAUCGAUCUCUCCUAUUGAAGAGUCAGUAGAAGAAGAGGAUGAGGUUGCUACAAAUCUGGAACGUGAUGAUGAAUGUGAUAUCAAAUUGGUGGUAUUUUUGCAUAUCCUGAAGAUCUGUACAAUUCUAGGGAGUGAUAGCUUAGGUGUGAAGAUUUGCACUUAUUCAUGUUUAGCGGGUGUCUGAAAUUAAAAAACCAGGCAGAUACUAUUCAGACCUGAACUACGACCCUAAAGUAAAUUGCUUGAGGAAAUUAGCUUCCAAUGAUUAUAGGUAAGAUUUUAAUUUUUUCCUUCAAACUCCCUCUUAGUUUACAGGAAACUUAAGCUCCUUUUUAAACCUUAGUAUUAAUGUCCUUGCAUUUAUUUAUUUAAUUAAUUACAGUAGCCCAUCCUGAUGGCUUAUUAAUCCCACAAAAGAUUGGACAUUAAAAAGGCUGACCGCUAUGUUUGUACUGUUCACCAGCAUGAUGUUAUGAUGAUGGGCAAAAUGUUCAACUGCUCUGAAUGAGCUGAAUGAAAAAUAGCCAUCUGAACAUCCAUCUCCCUAGUAAAUAUUUUAAAACAUGAAAACUCUAAGAUAAGCAUUCCCUGAAAAAUGAACAUUUCCUAUGAGAGUUUUAUGCAUGGAAAUGGAUUAAGUCUUAUGUUUAAAAUAAGAUUUGUUCCCAAUAUUUAAAUUGAUUCAAAAGAUGCUUAUUCUAACUAUUUUCAGUUUCAAGCCUGGAACUUUCAAUAUAUGCCAGUUAGGAACUGGUUGUCGGGGUACUUUGGAACCUAAUGAAAUGUAUUUUGAAAAAUUUAGUCUAAUAUGAAUGUUAAAAUCUUUCUCCAAAGGUGCAGUUUUUGAAGCAUGUCCAUAUUCAAGUGUAGAUCAAAGAAGCUCAGCUAAAAGGAUUGUGGUAAGUUGUCUUAUCUUACUCCACACAAAAGUAUAAUGGUCAUUACCAAGGCUUUUAGAAUGCAGUUUCUUAUUUGCCGUGGACAUGACCACAAAACAUUUCCCCAAUAGGUUUUUUCCUGCUAUGUUAAUAGCAUAGCAUUCAGCCUACUGGGAACAUUUUACUAAACUCAAUUCACAUUGCCAGAUCACUGUCCACUAUAAAUCUAACGUAAGCUAUAGGAGGUCUUUGUAAUAGCUAUUGGUAAUCAGUGAGAUUUGAUGAUAGCUAUCUUAGAUAUCUGUGGCCUUGAUGUCCUUUGUCUAGCUAAAACCUUUUCAGUUACCAUAGAGCUUGUGAUUAUGAUCAUCUCUAUUCCUCUUAUAUAGGACUGGUUGAAAUGACAUCAGGAUUGAG